This is a messenger RNA of Antechinus flavipes (yellow-footed antechinus), 2223 nucleotides long. Its product is annotated as zinc finger protein 501-like. NCBI's taxonomy places the organism in Eukaryota, Metazoa, Chordata, Mammalia, Dasyuromorphia, Dasyuridae. The coding region runs from base 38 to 1645 and encodes 535 amino acids. The record is from RefSeq and is a predicted model, not a curated record. Gene Ontology annotation, cellular component: nucleus. The transcript has 4 exons. Gene Ontology annotation, biological process: regulation of DNA-templated transcription.
GCUUUCUCAGGAUUCUACCCUUCCCCAAGAGGGGAGCAUGAAAGAAGAGAGAAUUAACUCUGGGCUCCUGACAGCCAAAUCCCAGGAGUCAUUGACGUUCAAGGAUGUGGCUGUGGACUUCACCCCAGAAGAAUGGGGGCAGCUGUACCCUGCUCAGAGGGACCUGUACAGGGAAGUAAUGCUGGAAAACUAUAGGAACCUGGUCUCAUUGGGGCAUCAAGUUUCCAAACCACAUUUGAUCUCCCAGUUGGAGCAAAGAAAAGAACCUUGGAUGAUGGAGAGAAAAAUUCUAAGAGGGAACCGCUCAGACUGGGAAACUAGACCUGAAACCAAGGAAUCUACUCCAAAGGAGAAUAUUGCUAAAGAAGAAUUGCAGGAGGUGAUAAUGAAAAGAUUCCCAGAGGAUGGUCUUUGGUGUUCCACAAUUGAAGAAGCCUUGGAAUAUGAUGAACAGUUAGGGAGGCAGCAAAGAAUCAAGGAGAGAAUGUUAAAACAAAUGUCAGUCACCCACAAGAAAAACUUAAGUGGUAAGAACCAUUCUGAAUGUAAUGAACUUGGAAUAAGCCUUAGUCUAAGAUCAAUACUUGUUACUCAACAGAGAAGUUCUGUAGAAACGAGAUAUAAUAAAUGUGAUACAUGUGGAAAGGUCUUCAAACAUAAUUUAGAUCUAGUUAAGCAUCAGCAAGUCUGUGUAGGGAAGAAACCCUAUGAAUGUAAUGACUGUGGAAAAACCUUCAGUCAGAUUUCAUACCUUACCCAACAUCGGAGAAUUCAUACUGGAGAGAAACCCUAUGAAUGUAGUGAAUGUGAGAAAGCCUUCAGCCAAAUUUCAUACCUUACCCAACAUAGGAGAAUCCAUACAGGAGAAAAACCCUAUGAGUGUAGUGAAUGUGGGAAAACUUUCAGCCAGCGUACACACCUUACUUGGCAUCAGAGAAUUCAUACUGGUGAGAAACCCUAUAAAUGUAAUGAAUGUGGGAAGGCCUUCAGCAUCACCUCAUCACUUAAUAAACACUGGAGAAUUCAUACUGGAGAAAAACCCUAUGAAUGUAUUGAAUGUGGAAAAGCCUUUAGCCGAAGUACAGCCCUUACCCAACAUCAGAGAAUUCAUACUGGAGAAAAACCUUGUCAUUGUGAUGAGUGUGGAAAAGCCUUUAGCAGAAGAACAGCCCUUACUCAACAUCAGAGAGUUCAUUCAGGAGAGAAACCCUAUCAUUGUAAUGAAUGUGGAAAAGCCUUCAGACAGCACAGAGCCCUUAUUCAGCAUCAGAGAAUUCAUACUGGAGAGAAACCUUAUCAAUGUAGUGAAUGUGGGAAAGCCUUCAGCAACAGAUCAUCCCUUAUUCAGCAUCAGAGAAUUCACAGUGGAGAGAAACCCUAUGAAUGUAAUGAAUGUGGGAAAGCUUUUAGUUGGAGGACACACCUUACUCAGCAUCUAAGAAUUCAUACAGGAGAGAAACCCUAUCAGUGUAACGAAUGUGGGAAAGCCUUCAGUGACAGGUCAUCUCUUACUCAACACCAGAGAAUCCAUACAGGAGAGAAACCCUAUCAAUGUAAUGAAUGUGGGAGAGCCUUCAGCCGCAACUCAUCUCUUACUAAACAUCAGAGAAUUCAUGUUGGAGAAGAACCCUAUGAGUUAAAUUAAUCUAGGGAGUUAUUGAGUUGAAAUAGACAUGUUAUUAAUUAAUUCAUAGUGGAAAGGACCCCUAUGACAAGGAAGAUCUUUCUUAUACAAACUCAGACCACAGUGGAGAGCAAUGCAAAUUCUCUGCAGAAUAACACUGGAAAUGAAGUGGAUUUACAGAAAUUUCUUUCAGACUCAUAAAUAUCCUUAAAUUAUACAAUCAUAUAAUUUGAGUUGAAAGGGACAUCGGGGAUAAUUUAAUACAAUUUAUUCCCAAGCAGAAAUUUCUCUAAAACAUCUGUACCAAGUGAUCACUCACUUGGUUCCCAGUGUGGAAGAAAUUCCCUGCUCCAACCUCUCAAGACAGUCCUUUCUACUUUUGAACAGCUUCAAUUGCUAAGAACUUUUCCUUUAAAUCAAACUGAAAUCUAUUUUUUACCAUAUUUCUAUUUUAUAUGUUGUCUUCUGCCAUUAGAAUGUAAGCUCCUUGAGGGUAGAGUCUGUCUUUUUUUUGCUUGUUCUUUUACUCCCAGUGCUUAGCACUGUGCCUGGCACAUAGUAAGCACUUAAUAAAUACUUAAUCCAUCUUCUCUGACACU